Messenger RNA from Anopheles maculipalpis, 435 nucleotides. RefSeq names its product general odorant-binding protein 83a-like. Lineage: Eukaryota; Metazoa; Arthropoda; Insecta; Diptera; Culicidae. The transcript has 3 exons. The coding region runs from base 1 to 435 and encodes 144 amino acids. Gene Ontology annotation, molecular function: odorant binding. Gene Ontology annotation, biological process: sensory perception of smell. The record is from RefSeq and is a predicted model, not a curated record.
AUGAAGUGUAUAACAGUCGUUUUUGUCGGUAUGAUGUGUUGCAUGAUGACGUUGGCACAGAAUACACCUCGUCGUGAUGCCGAAUAUCCACCCCCGGAGCUGCUGGAGGCCAUGAAACCUUUGCACGAUAUUUGCGUUGGAAAAACUGGUGUCACUGAGGAAGCGAUCAAGAAGUUUAGUGACGAAGAGAUCCACGAGGACGAAAAGCUCAAAUGCUACAUGAACUGUCUGUUUCACGAGGCCAAGGUGGUCGACGACAAUGGUGACGUGCAUCUGGAAAAGCUGCACGAUGCACUCCCGAACUCGAUGCACGACAUUGCGCUGCACAUGGGCAAACGAUGCCUCUAUCCCGAGGGUGAAAAUCUCUGCGAUAAGGCAUUCUGGCUGCACAAGUGCUGGAAGCAGUCUGACCCCAAGCACUAUUUCCUAGUGUAA